This is a messenger RNA of Macrosteles quadrilineatus (aster leafhopper), 1916 nucleotides long. Its product is annotated as alkaline phosphatase-like. Lineage: Eukaryota; Metazoa; Arthropoda; Insecta; Hemiptera; Cicadellidae. The record is from RefSeq and is a predicted model, not a curated record. Bases 11 to 1705 code for a protein of 564 amino acids. Gene Ontology annotation, biological process: dephosphorylation. Gene Ontology annotation, molecular function: alkaline phosphatase activity. The transcript has 10 exons.
GCUUAGCAGUAUGGCACAGCCUGCUCUUCUACAGUCCCGCCAUGCCGCUAGUCAGUUGACUACAGCCGUCAUGAUCGCCACCGCCGCGCUACUACUGGCCGUGGCUGCCGUCGUCGCUGGAGCCCCGGAACAUGCACAACUCGACCAGUUCAAGUACAUGACGGCUGUUGAUGACUCAAACAUACAUUCCACUACUACAGAAAAUGAUGUUGCCUACUGGAGAGCGCAGGCUCAGGACAAAUUGUUCGCCAAGAUGCAGCAGCGACCAAUCACGUCAAAGGCGAAGAACUUGAUACUGUUCCUCGGCGAUGGAAUGUCCAUCACAACCGUAACAUCUGCCAGAAUAUACCACGGCCAACUCGACAACCAAUCUGGGGAAGGAUCUAGUCUCAGUUUUGAGGAGCUUCCGUGGACUGGUCUGUCAAGAACGUACUGUGUGAACAAGCAGGUGGCAGACUCGGCAUGUUCGUCUACUGCCUACCUGGGCGGAGUCAAAGCGAACUACGGUACUCUCGGGGUGACGGCGGCGGUGACUCGAGGAAACUGCUCUCUAUCCAAUGAUCCUAGUAACCACGUGGACACCAUACUGAGUUGGGCGCAGGAGGCAGGCAAGGCGACUGGCCUAGUCACAACUACCCGUAUCACCCAUGCUUCGCCAGCAGGCCACUACGCCCAUAUCGCAGACCGUGAUUGGGAGAGCGACUACGAUAUGUUGACUGAGAAACACAAAGCCGAUCCUUCAAUGUGUCAAGACAUAGCUUACCAGCUGGUCCACAACUUGCCUGGCAAAAACUGCAAGGUUCUACUUGGAGGCGGACGUUCCAGAUUUCUUCCAAACAAUACAAACACACCUUUGGGCGAAGGCGAGCGAAAAGACGGUAGAAAUCUGGUGGAGGAUUGGAAAGAAGAGAAGAAAUACAGAGGAAAAGCAGCGUAUGUAACUGACAGAAACCAGCUGCUCGGUGUGGACAUAAAACACACAGACUAUCUCCUAGGUCUGUUCCAAAAGGAGCACUUGCUGUACCAUCUUGAGGAAAAUAGCGAGCUUCAGCCGAGCCUUGAGGAGAUGACGGAAACAGCGAUAAAAAUGCUGCAGAAGGAGAAGAAAGGAUUCUACUUGUUCGUUGAGGGAGGCAGAAUAGACUUUGCUCACCAUGACAACAUGGCGAGGCGAGCACUUGACGAGACAAACGAGCUACACAAGGCGGUCAAAAAAGCCCUGGAGAUGACAAGUGAGGAGGACACUCUGGUGGUAGUGACAGCAGAUCACUCACACACAAUGAUGAUGGCUGGAUAUGCCAAACGAGGCUCAAACAUCCUCGGACUCAGCCAAAAGUCGGACAAAGAUGGGCUGAACUACACAACUCUCAGCUACGCAAACGGUCCUUCGGCAGAGAGGAACAGAACUGGACCUCGGAGAGAUGUUACAAAUGAUGAUUUUGACAACCCCAGGUACCAGUAUCCCUCGCUGGUGCCACUCAAGUCAGAGACACACGGAGGAGAUGACGUCGCCGUAUUCGCCCGUGGCCCGUGGGCCCAUCUUCUGGUUGGCAGCUACGAGCAAAACGUCAUUCCCCACGUAAUGGCCUACGCCGCCCGGAUAGGCCCUAUGGCAUCAGCCCCCUCCCCUUCAGCUGCGCCUUGUAUGACGUCACUAGGGGGCUUUGCCCUCAUGGCUGUCUGUUUACUCAGGCUGCUGCAGUAACAGUAUUAGUUUGUUAGUCUAGUCAUUUUUACAUUCAUACCGACGAUCUGCAAUUUAAAAAGUAUAUGAACGACCUGAAAUUGAAUAGUAUAUUUUUAUUGAACGUAAAAGAUAAAAUUUAACUAUUUAAUUUCAAUAUGUAAAGCUUAGUAUGAAAGAGAAAUCCCAUCGAGAUAUUUUUGUAUUCGAGUGGAAAAAUCUUUUGUAGUCU